GUGUCUGCAUAUGCGCGUGCGUUUCCAAGCAAAACGGGAGGAGAGGAAGAGAGGAGGGCAGCCAGACUUUGUGUGCAUCAUCUGUGUGCGUGUGUGUGAGUGUGUGUGUGUGUGUGUGUGGUGAGGGAGGUGGGAGGGGUGUAUCCUAGCGGAGAGCUUUUCCCUGUUGUAGUAACCAACCACACGCCGACUGCCAGCCAUUACUUCACUGCAGCAGCAAUCAGCUCCUCUGUACUUAGUGAGCCAGACACACUAACCUGUCUGUCCCCUCCUCUCUGUCUCUCUCUCUACCUCUCUCUCUCUCCCUCUCUCUCUCUCUCUGCAUACUCAGCAGUGCUGCCCUCCUCUCCUCCUCUCGUCACUUCGUCACUCCUGCAGCGCUGCUCUCUGCUUGAAGGGGACACUGGCCUGCUCCUCACCCACUGAUUCUGCAUGACUGUCACAAAGAUGUCAUGGCGUCCGACCUACCGAAGCUCCAAGUUUCGAAAUGUCUACGGAAAGGUGGCCAACCGGGAGCACUGCUUCGACGGCAUCCCCAUCACCAAGAACGUCCAUGACAACCACUUCUGUGCCGUCAAUGCCAAGUACCUGGCCACCGUCACCGAGAGCUCCGGUGGGGGCUCGUUCAUCGUCGUACCAGUUUCCCAGUCUGGCCGCAUAGACCCUCACCACCCAAAAGUGUGUGGCCACCAAGGCAAUGUGCUGGAUAUCAAGUGGAAUCCCUUCUUUGAAAACAUCAUAGCAUCGUGCUCUGAGGACACCUCGGUACGAGUAUGGGAGAUCCCAGAAGACGGUUUGAGGCGCAACAUGACGGAGGCAGUGCUGGAGCUGUACGGUCACAGCCGACGCGUGGGCCUCAUCGAGUGGCACCCCACCAGCAGUGGCAUCCUCUUCAGUGCUGGCUACGACUACAAGAUCCUGAUAUGGAACCUGGAGAUUGGUGAGCCGGUGAAAAUGAUCGACUGCCACACUGAUGUCAUCCUCAACAUGUCCUUCAACACGGACGGCAGCCUGCUGGCCACCAGCUGUAAAGACAAAAAGCUGCGUGUCAUUGAGCCACGCUCCGGCAGAGUCCUUCAGCAAGCCAGCUGUAAGAACCACCGCGUGAACCGCGUUGUGUUCCUGGGCAACAUGAAGCGGCUGCUGACCACAGGAGUGUCUCGCUGGAACACCCGGCAGAUCGCCCUCUGGGAUCAGGAGGACUUGUCCAUGCCAAUUGUUGAGGAGGAGAUAGAUGGCCUCUCAGGACUGUUGUUCCCUUUCUACGAUGCUGACACACACAUGUUGUACCUGGCAGGCAAGGGGGACGGCAACAUUCGAUACUUUGAGAUUACCACAGAGAAGCCCUACAUCCAGUACCUAAUGGAGUUCAGGUCCCCUGCGCCGCAGAAAGGGCUCGGUGUGAUGCCAAAGCACGGGCUGGACGUGGCGGCCUGCGAGGUGUACCGCUUCUACAAGCUCGUCACUCUCAAGGGCUUGAUCGAGCCCAUUUCCAUGAUUGUGCCAAGGAGGUCAGACACCUACCAAGAAGACAUCUACCCGAUGACAGCAGGAACACAACCGGCCCUGACAGCCACUGAAUGGCUGAGCGGUAUUGAUAGAGACCCGGUGUUGAUGUCCUUGAAGGACGGCUACCACCGGCCCAACCAGUUAGUGUUCAAAGCCCCGGUGAAGGAGAAGAAGAGCGUGGUGGUCAAUGGCAUCGACCUGCUGGAGAACGUACCGCCCAGGACGGAGAACGAGCUCCUGCGGAUGUUCUUCCGGCAGCAGGACGAGCUGCGGCGGUUGAAGGAGGAGCUGACCACCAAGGACGUGCGAAUACGCCAACUGGAGCUGGAGCUCAACAACCUGAAGAACGUUAGCCCCAACAACAUCUGACCUCCUCCUCCUCUGGACUGGCCAAACAGCUUCCUUUGCCCCGAAUCCCAACCUCCAACAAGCUUCUGACCCCCCCCCCCAUAUUUUCUGAUAUAUCACAUUAUAUAAUAACUUCACUCCUGCUGCCCUGGAUGGCACACACUUGUAAUCACUGUUGGAUAAUGUUAUGACUGGUACAAUUACUGGAAUAUUAUAAGACAAAGAUGAUAACUAAUGCAGGCAAGGCCAUGUUCGUGGAUUGCCAGCUUAACAUCAAAUUGAUGCAGAGAAAGGUUUGUCAUCCAACCAAUACUGGAAUUAUUUAUGCUUUUACAAAUUAACAGUCAUUGAUGUAUCAUAUUGUUGCCACUUUGGUGAUGAAUCAUUAUAUAUUUUGUGGUUUGUCCUGAGGCAGGCAUAUCUCUUGAGCGUUUGUCUCAAUCCAAACCAUUAUCAAAAUCGUACCAUCCAUACAGCAAACCCUGAUCUUCACCCAGUAAGAGCCCCUAGACCGACCCACCCACCCACCAAAUUACCUCCCACUUGGUUUCUCUUUUGUCACAAGAAGCAAAAUUGGGAAUAAAUGACUUUCACUGGCUCCCGUUUUUCCUCCCCCAAGGCCUUAGACCCGCUGCAGGCCGAUUCUGCAGCAAGCUGCGGCAACAUCUCAAAACAUUUGAAGUUAGUUUGAACCUGACAGAUGAGGAGAGCGCCACAAUUUUGCAGACAUGGACCGUGUUGCAGAGCUGCUUAUCUUGUAACUUCCUUCCUCUUCUACAGUGUUGUUGGCUAUAAAAGCAAAAAAACAAACAAAAAAAAAAAAAACAAGAAAAAAAAACUUCUCAAGACUGACAUAUAGCUAUCCAAAUGUAGUCUUUUUUAUAGGAGAGUGAGUAGUUCGCUCACCUUUACUAUUUUUAUUCCUUAUUUAAACAGUGAGACAGAGGCAGGGGAGAGACAUGCAGAUCCAGAGGUGGGGGUCUUAACUGCUCGACCAUCUCAAAUGUAGUCUUAAGGGUAGAUUUGCAGACCAUUGUUUUUUUUUUUUUUUUUUUUAGGGUUAUUUUUUUGGGAGGUAUGUACAUUUGCUUUUAUUUAUUUGUCUCACUUUACCUCUUUAGCUAAUAACACAUGUAUUUUUGUUAAUUUCCUUGUCUUUAUAUGAUGUGGCUGUGCAAAUAAUGACUGUGGUGCUUGGUCGAUUUUGCUAACUGAGGUGUCCCCGUGGAAAUGGUGCAAGAUUUGGGGAAAAAAAGAAGAAAAAAAAAAAACUGUGCCCUGAGCGGUAUUAGUUCCUUGACUGCAUUAUAACAUUCCUAUAAGUUUGAGGUUUGGUAAUAUAUUCUUACCUAUGCCUAACACUACAGCAAACUGUACUAUUGAGCAUCAUUUUCAAGAGAAUCACUAUUAUUAAAAUGUGCUUAGCUAGAGAUCUGUAAUGUAAUUUAGUUGUAUAGAAAAUGCUUUCUGAUUAACCAUAUUCACUGCUAGUCUGGCAAAAUAAGCAGACCUGGGCUACACAGUGCUAUUGAAAGACAGGCAUUUUUACCAGUACCGCUUCCAUCCUUGAGUCUGAAAUUUUCAGAGAAGUGGGGGCUGGAUUAACAUUUGAUUGGCUCCACUACACCAGCCCAGUUCAAGCAAUCAUCAGAAAAGAGCCCGGAAAGAUUUCAUGUGUCAUUUUAAUCCAGGUACCAAUCACAAUCAGCUUUGCUAUAUUACUGAUUUCAUCCCUGAUGGACUGAGAGAAGGAAAAAGAUGGGCCUCUUAUAUGUACAGCCAUAAUGGAGUAUGUACCGCAGGUAAGUAAGGACUACUAAGGUCAUGUUCCUCACACGUCACACAGGGGACAUCAUUUUAUAGUUUCAAACCAACAAGGGAGAGAAAAAAAAAACUGGAACUGGAACUGGAACUGGAUAUGUUUAGUAAUUGUUCCUUGCAAGCAAAAACAAAAGGCUAUACUGAAAGUGUGAAAGGGCAUAUGGCAAAAUGGUCUGCCAGAGAGCGGUCGCAUACUGUGGAGAGACAAGCAAUGUUGAGGUUGAAGUUGUGCUUUUGUGGAUGUACUCCAACUGUUGUUCAAAUAAAACCAGUUCACCAUUUAUUCCUGGGACCCCAGGUUAACACUGCAGCGUGAAAUAUAACAAGCUUUUUAAAAUGACCAAAACAAUGUCUGUCGCUGCAGCUGCUUCUUGUUGCAAGUCUUUUUUUUUUUUUUUUUUUUUUUUAGCAUCGUAAUCUGGACAAACUAGUGGUAUGUUAAUUCCUCCAGAAUUACUUGGCACUGAAUUCAUGAUGAGUGAUUAUUUAAGGAGACCAACCGGUAAGAUACAACUGAGAUUUUCAGCACUUAAAAAUGAUUCUGUUACAACUGUUUAGUGGUUAAUUCUCAUCCAACAUGUAAAGCGUACCAUCUGGAGGGGGAGAAAAAAGAAUGAAGAGGAACUUGAUGUGCCACCUACUAGUACAAUUAUGUAUUAAACAUUAACUUUCUACUAAGCAGCUAUUAUGCAAAGACCACAGACAUC
Myripristis murdjan (pinecone soldierfish) is the source of this 4385-nucleotide messenger RNA. It is a transcript of the gene coro2ba, whose product is annotated as coronin, actin binding protein, 2Ba. Bases 433 to 1878 code for a protein of 481 amino acids. NCBI's taxonomy places the organism in Eukaryota, Metazoa, Chordata, Actinopteri, Holocentriformes, Holocentridae. The record is from RefSeq and is a predicted model, not a curated record. Gene Ontology annotation, molecular function: actin filament binding. The transcript has 12 exons.